Messenger RNA from Culex quinquefasciatus (southern house mosquito), 1728 nucleotides. Its product is annotated as transmembrane protein 39A. The transcript has 2 exons. NCBI's taxonomy places the organism in Eukaryota, Metazoa, Arthropoda, Insecta, Diptera, Culicidae. The coding region runs from base 160 to 1563 and encodes 467 amino acids. The record is from RefSeq and is a predicted model, not a curated record. Gene Ontology annotation, cellular component: membrane.
GUCCUGUCAGAAAAACAUCACCAAAACAAAACAAACCGUAAAAAUCCUGCAGCCAGGAGUUGACUGCAAGUUUUGCUCGAUCCUGAAUGGUCUGAAAUUUUAGUUAGAAUAAUGAACUAAAAUCUAAGUUUUCAAAAGUUUAUAAUUAGAGCUUUCGCGAUGACCGUGACGAACCGUAGGAUUCCGCGGCUGUCGAACCACCGGCUACCGCAGCAGCAUUUCCAGCACCAGGCCGCAGCAGGACCAGGCGGGGGUGGAGGAGCAGGAGGAGGCGGAGCUGGGGCUGGCAUCGGUAACAAUCUUGGCGGCGUCGGAGUGGCCAACGAUGAGCACGGCGGGGCGAUGAACGGCGACGAGGACGGGCAGUUUAGCUUUGGGACGCCGUUUCCGAAGCACGUUCCGUUCCCGAACGUGGACCACAGCUCGGAGCUGGUGAAUGAAUUUCUGAUCUUUGGCUUUACCAUUAUUGCGAGUGCAACGCAGUUUCUGCACCUGUACCGGACGGUUUGGUGGCUUCCGAACUCGUACACCCGACAGGCGGUAAAUUUCUACCUCAUUGACUGGGACUUGGCCAUCUUUAUCUAUGUGAUGGCGAGCCGGCGGUUGCUUUACUGCUGCAUCCUGAAGCUGAUCGAUCUCAACUGUCCGGAGGCGUACGCGGACAUUUGCAAACGAAUCGCCAAGUACGUCUUCCUGGCGUGUGUCCUCAUCUCCUUUGUCGGAUGUGGAAUUCAGAUUUUCCAGAAGAACAGCUACCUGUACCUGUUCUGCCUGUCCUACCCGUUUGUCCUGUAUCUGACCAUCUUUGGCUUCAACCUGGAGCAGUUCCUGCGGACGAUCGUGGACACCGAGGUGAACUGCAUCAACGGAAUGCCCGUGCACAGCUGCUCGUCCAACGCCAUCUCAGUCCGAUCCGAGGUGGAAGCGCUCAAGUCGGACUUUAACAACCGCUUCAAGCAGAUCAUCUUCACUUCGGUCCUGAACGCGUACUAUUCCGGCUUCGUGCCGUGCGUGCUCGUUCCGAAGCAUCUGUACUACGACAUCUUCUGGGUCACGCAACAUCUGGGCUUCAUCUUCAUCGGGGGCUUCACCAUGUGCGUGGCCUACUGCUUCCCGGUGCGGUACUGUGACGUGUUUCAUCGGGCCGCCCUGCAUCUGGGAACGUGGAACCGGGUCACCCAUCGGACGCACCAUCCGCCGCCGUACGCGUGGUCCAAGUCGACCAUCUUUCCGUACGGUGCGUACGUGCGCCAUCUGGGGGAGAUCUACCGGGCGUCCGGGUUCUGCACGUCGGCCGUGCCAGCCAACAACAGCCACAUACGGUUCUUUGUUAUAUUCAAGAACCCGGCCCUGAUCUACAUGGUGCUGUUCGGCAUCCAGAUCGUGCUGGUGGUCGUCCAGCUGCUCAUCCUGAUGGCGUCACGCGAGUGGCACAACCUCAUCUCGAUCGGGUUCCUUCUGUUGGCCAACUACUUCACGCUGUUCAAAAUCGCCCGGGAUUACCUGAUCGCAAAAAGAAUCUACGCCGGCGAAAGCACCGGAGACAAAUUCAAGACCAACUGAACUGGCGGAGGCGGCGGCGGCCACAUCGGCCACGGAGUGCGCACAAAGCAAACACAAUGAACUUUGGAUUGAACUCACACUCUGCUGGAGGCAUGUCUAAUUUAUUGAACAACCGACGCUCGGAAAUGUCUCUUAUCUCUAUAAUUGUGAAAGGAAAAUAUACUU